Messenger RNA from Penicillium riverlandense, 2199 nucleotides. RefSeq lists its product as uncharacterized. Lineage: Eukaryota; Fungi; Ascomycota; Eurotiomycetes; Eurotiales; Aspergillaceae. The transcript has a single exon. The record is from RefSeq and is a predicted model, not a curated record. The coding region runs from base 1 to 2199 and encodes 732 amino acids.
AUGUCUUCUCCCCACCCCGGCGCCCAAAUCAACGGGGCACCGCCCAUGAAUGGUCUGGAGGCCAUGGAUUUCGAAAUCCAAAACCUGCAGAACAAGGUGGACCGGCUGCGGCGCCAGCGACAGAUGAUCGAGCUCCAAGAGAAAAUAGCUCUCGAAGAGAAAUUGCUAAACGCCGCGCGCCAUCGUCUUGAGCUCGCCACGGGUGCCAAUGGAUCUCAAUCUCCAGCUCCAGCUCCAGAUCCAGCUCCAGCUCCUGCAAGUCAAGAUACAAACACGUACCAUCAUGCCCCCGCACCCGCACCAACAGCUGCUGCAAUAACCGCAGCGACUCCUCGCCAGGCUCGGCCUGAUAGGUCCGAGCUGGAGCGCAGGAUCGCGCAGAUGAGGUCUCAAGCUUCAGGGAGCCCUGCUCAACAGCCCAAGUCAACCACGACUUUCGCUCCGUGGUUGGGGCCUUCGCGCAGUGGCCAGCCGGCACAGCAGUCGUCCAAUCCAGUCGCGGCAAGCACAAACGCUGCUCCAAUUGCUCCGGCCCAGCAACCUCCUUCUCAAGUGUCUCAAUCUUCGCAAGAUCUGCAAGCUGCACAAAACCAAGCAGACGGUGUUGAUGCGGCGCCAAAGCCGCGAGUCGUGCACACUGCGCGCCGUACCCGAGACAGCCAAUUUUCCACUGCAGCUGCUCUGGCCAAGAAGGUCCCUGUUGGAGUGGCACAGGGUACAACAGACCCCGAACCAUCGCAAAACACCCAGGUUAUCUCUCACGCCCCGAAGCCGCCUUCUCAACCUGCGCAGAGUCAAGCUGUCACUCGUGAUGGACUAUCAGAUCGUCAGGGUGGCAACCCGCAUCUGGCUUCUCAAGCUGCGCCGAAUAGAGAAGAGAGACGCGAACCACCGUCAGCACCGCUGUCAACCCGCCAAGCGGCCUCCCCACCCGAGAGAUCUUAUCAAUCUACUUCAUAUCCAGAGAAUGACGACCGACGAAGACCCCCACGCGAUUUCUCGCGCCAUCUCUCGCGCCCUACCUCGCCGCGCAGAGCACGGUCUCCUGGAUAUUCCCGCUCCCGGGCACCUUCUCGACCUGCAUCGAGGUAUGAUGACAGACGAUAUGACCGCCGAGAAUGCUCCCCUGGUCCGCGAGACCGACGGCCGUCGUUCCAUAGCCGAAGGGAUUGGUCGUUAUCACCACCACCAUCGAAACGUCAGGCUUCAGACUCCUGGCGUCCCGCUUGGGACCGUAGCCCGCAGGCUCCAGUAAAUUCCUUCUCUUCAGGACCACCAGUGGGCGAUAAUCAACAGCGGCCCCCUGAGCGAGAGAAAUUGGUUUUCAAGAUCCAGACAGCCAGGCCUACACGAACUCAGUCUCAAUCAACCAAUCGCGAUGCCACGAACUGUCCUGCAACCGCGCAGCGUGAACCUCCAACGGGUCCUCGAAAUCUCUCAAAUGGUCGUGCAUCUUCUCCACCUCCAAUGGCCAGAAGCGACGGCACAACCACACAGCAUGCACGCCCGAAUGGUUCUCAAAAGCCGCAACAGCCGCCUGCAAGUAGCGCAAACGCUGCUCCAAGUGCUGCUCCAAGAGCCCCUCGCAAUCAGCAGCAACCGCCAUCGGCUCCUUCAGGUGCUCCACCAUCGCUGCAAAUCCCGAUGUAUGAAACUACACGCUUUGGAUUCAUGAAAGACUUUAUCAACAACCUCGAAGCCCACUUUUCCGCCCAUCCCGACUACUACAACACGGAGUCGCGAAAAAUCACCGCCGGACUGCGGCAUAUCGAGCCGAAAAUGCACCCGGCCUGGCAAAAGCACCUGACGCAGUUCCAUGUCGCAAACCCGACGUGGUUCGACUUCCGGACGUUUCUCGCUUAUCAGACACGCCAGGGAGAGAAUGUCGAGCAUGCCACGCGGGAAUACAUGAGGGCCGCCCAGCGCGACGAGCAACCCGUCUCGGAGUUUGCUCUCUGGAUGCAGGGUCUGGAGUCGUAUGUGCCACGACUCGCAAAUGAGAAGGAACGCAUGAAGGGUAUCUAUGACCGCAUCUUACCUGUUGUUCGAAAGAAGCUUCAGAAGAACUUCAACCAAUUCGAGGAUUACCACGAGUUUAUCGCCUACAUGCAGGAAGUGGAGAAUUCGAUGCCUGAGCGGGCCACACAGAUUGCUUCGCGCAAGGCGCAGGGCAGAAAGCGCGGGCGCGAUAGUCGAUGA